Durio zibethinus is the source of this 1777-nucleotide messenger RNA. The record is from RefSeq and is a predicted model, not a curated record. NCBI's taxonomy places the organism in Eukaryota, Viridiplantae, Streptophyta, Magnoliopsida, Malvales, Malvaceae.
AAAAAAAAAGAGAAAUCAGAGAAAUUUGUAUAGAAAAUACAAAGAAUCCACAGCUCCCUAAGACCUUGACACAGCCAAAACCAAGGCAAAAACACCCUUUAAAUAAGAUAAAAGGAAUACAACAAAUUCUUGGAAAUAGAAAAGAAAAUUUUCUAUACAUCUCUCUAAGAAAACAAUAUCAAUCUCCAGUUUUUUUUUUUUUUUAUUCAUUUGUUGGACCUCUCUCUUAGCCCUUCGCCCUUUUCAAUUUUUUAGUUUUGAUCAGUUUCAAUUUCACUUCUUUCCACUAGCUUUUUUCUCUCUCUCAGCUAUCUUUUCUAGAGAGUUGAAAUUUUCUUUGCUUCUUCCAUCUUUCUCUUGUUAUUCCACCUUUGAUCGUCCUUCAUCAAGAUCAUCAGGCAAAACAAGAUCCAACCCAGUUUUGUACUGCCUUGUAAUCUUCUUUUGUUAUAGUUCAAAAACUUCAAAGUCAUGGCUAAUCGAUGGUGGGCAGGGCAAAUAGGACUACAAGGAAUGGAAACAUCAGCUACUUCAUCAUCUCCAAUGAAGAAACCAGAUCUGGGUAUAUCCAUGACAAACAAUGGAGAAACUGGAAGUGGAGGAACUGGAGAAGAAGAAGAAAAAGAGCACAGCGAUGAGGCUAGAGAAGGAGCUAUCGAAGUCUCCACUCGUCGUCCUAGAGGUCGUCCAUCAGGCUCCAAAAACAAGCCCAAACCACCUAUUUUCGUCACCAGAGAUAGCCCUAAUGCCCUAAGAAGUCACGUUAUGGAAAUAUCAAACGGUUCUGAUGUAGCUGAAACCCUAGCUCAGUUUGCUAGAAGAAGGCAAAGGGGAGUUUGUGUUCUUAGUGGAAGUGGAACUGUCACCAACGUGACACUCAGGCAACCUUCAGCUCCUGGUGCAGUCAUGGCUCUUCAUGGCAGGUUUGAGAUUUUGUCUUUAACUGGUGCUUUUUUGCCUGGAACAUCUCCUCCAGGGUCAACCGGGUUAACAAUAUACCUAGCUGCUGGGCAAGGGCAGGUGGUUGGUGGUAGUGUUGCAGGGUCACUGGUUGCAUCAGGGCCUGUUAUGGUAAUAGCAGCAACUUUUUCUAAUGCUACUUAUGAGAGGUUGCCUUUGGAGGAGGAAGAAGAGGGAGCUGGUGGGGCUCAAGGGCAACUUGGUGGUAGUAGUGGUGGAGGAGGGAGUGGCGGGUCGCCAUCGGGGAUUGGCAGUGCAAGUGGAGGGCAUCAGCAAGGUGGGAUAGGUGUUGGUGGUGGUGAUGGUUCAGGAUUCCCAGUAUAUAGUAAUUUGCCACCAAAUUUGGUUCCUAAUGGUGGACAGUUGAACCACGAGGCAUAUGCUUGGGCACACGGUGGAAGGCCACCAUAUCACUAAAGAGGAAAAGAGAAAGAAAAAUAGAACAUGCUUGUGAGAGGAAAGGGAUUAUUCAUCAGCUGAUGAUGUUAGUGCAAGUGCGGGAAAAAUGUUUGCUAAAUCCAAAGAUAGAAAAAUAAGAAUCACCCCUGGGUUAUAUCAAAAACUGGGUAGAUAUUGUUAUCAUCCUUCUUUCCAUUUUACUAAGAAACUUCCAUGAUUAAUGGUUUCAUCUAGUUUUCCUCCAAUGACAAAAAUUAAAAUCGCUUAAUUUUGUAGCUGAUUCUUCUGCAAGUUCUAAUUUCUGCCAAUUACCAACAGAUUGUCUUUGUAAUUGCUUUCUUUUUCACUGCAAUUCACUAUCUUUCAUGAUCUUCAUCUUCUUCCAACGUUUUUGUCAUAAUUGUUUAAUUUAAUUAAC